GGAGGAUGUAAAAGCUGGUUCAAACCGGUUUGAAUCUUCAUUUCUAUAAAAACUUUAUAAACAUCCAAAUUCAAGUAAUUUUCGGGCGAACUCCCUGGACGAAGGUUGUUUUCACUAGUGCAGUGUACUAUAGUUAUCGUUUUUCUUGUUUGUGUCUCCCUUCGUCACAUAAGAAACCAUGCCCAAAAGAAAGGCUGAAGGAGAUGCAAAGGGAGAUAAGAGCAAGGCAAAGGAAGAGCCACAGAGGAGGUCUGCAAGGUUGUCUGCUAAACCUGCUCCACCCAAACCAGAGCCUAAACCCAAGAAGGCAGCUCCAAAGAAAAGCGAUAAAGGGGCCAAGGGUAAGAAAGGUAAAGAAGCUGGGAAUAACCCUGCAGAGAAUGGAGAAGCUAAAUCAGACCAGGCACAGAAAGCUGAGGGAACUGGAGAUUCGAAGUGAAAAUGCUGUUUAAAAUUUUAAUAACUGUGUACUUCUGGUGACUGUACAGUUUGAAAUACUAUUUUUUAUCGAGUUUUAUAAAUGCAUUUGUUUUUAGUUGCGUAUGUUAGGGGCAGUGUUGCAAGGGGAUUUCAAGAAUGUCUGCUUGUUCUAAUGGGACAAGUCCUCCAAACCAGUUCAGGUUUUCCAUCCAGUUUUGUUUUUAAAACUGCAGUAUAAUUUAACCAAGUGAACAGUUUCCUGCUUAUUGUGGUUUUGAUGGAUUGAAUAGGCAGCUAAUUGGGGGUGGGCUUGAUGUGCAAAAGAUUGGGGUCCCAUUUUAUAUUGGUAUGCUGCAGUUUUUUUAAAAUGUUUUCCCCCAUCAGAGUUAGGGUUGACAGGGAAGCGUUGUUAAACAACUGUUGUAAUGUGAAUUGUCAAUCCUCACUAUAAAUCAUGGACUUCUGGACUUUUUGUAUUGGUUUAAACUUGUUUCAGAAAAUAUUCUGCCAUGUUCCAACUUGUAACAAUGUCAGUACUGUUUUUUUGAAGCUUGUAUUAAUAAAAGCUGGAUACUGUUCUGCUUGGAAA
Protopterus annectens (West African lungfish) is the source of this 1009-nucleotide messenger RNA. RefSeq names its product high mobility group nucleosomal binding domain 2 (gene HMGN2). The record is from RefSeq and is a predicted model, not a curated record. Bases 179 to 439 code for a protein of 86 amino acids. Gene Ontology annotation, biological process: chromatin organization. NCBI's taxonomy places the organism in Eukaryota, Metazoa, Chordata, Ceratodontiformes, Protopteridae. Gene Ontology annotation, molecular function: nucleosomal DNA binding. The transcript has 6 exons. Gene Ontology annotation, cellular component: chromatin; nucleus.